AUAUCUUCAAUAGUAUAGUUAAUAAGUUACGAAACACAAACUUGUAUUCAAAAAAUUUUUGCCAAUAUUCCAAAGAAAAAACUUUCUCUUAAGUCAACAUGAAUUUCCUGCAAUUGGUAAUUGUUACGAUUAUUGCACAACAGAACAUUAUUACGGGUUUCAAUAUAUCUCCUGUGCCAAAUAUUAUCUUUAAACCGCCAAAUUUAAGGACUUUUAUGGAAAAAAGUGAAUCGUCGUUAUUCGGAUUGACUUUGACGUUGAAGAAAAGUAGCAUUCUCGUUGGCGCGCCAAAAGCUCAAACGCAUCUUCCUGCUCAAAGGAGAGUAAAUGAGACAGGGGGUGUUUAUAGAUGCAAUUUUAAAGAUGGAUCGUGUGAAUCAUUUAUUGUCGAUGCCAAAGGAAACACAAAUAUGGAAGAUACGAGUGUAGCAUAUAAUUCAGAAAAAAAGGAUUUUCAAUUAUUAGGUUAUUCAAUGGAUGGCUUAUCAUCGGACAACAGCAAAUUCGUUGUUUGUUCGCCCAAAUUGAAAGCAAAUUUACUAUCAUACCAAACGAACGAGGACGAACAUUACCUGUUACAUGGCGCGUGUUAUUGGGCAUCAUCUGAGAACGACAAUACACGAAUUAACAAAAUUGCGUCCUUGCGAGCUCGCGAUAAACAAGUACGUCGUGCGGAAGAUGGCACACAUAAUAUUUACGAAAACAUGUACGGGCAACAAGGCUUUAGUGUGCACAUCACAGAGAACGCCGAGGAAAUUGUGAUGGGGGCGCCUGGCAUUUACAAUUGGAAAGGCAGCGUAAUUCGAUAUCGACCACGUUUUCGGCGACAACAAUCAAACCAAUUAAAGACGAAUCAGAAAAAUAAUAAUCAAAUUGAGUACGUGACAGAAAUUGUUAAUCCGUUUCUCAUCGAUUUGCCAGAUCACGAGACACUGCGUGAUGAUUCAUAUCUUGGGUAUGCAGUUUCGUCGGGAUAUUUUGCGGGGCGUGAAUCCAAUCGAUUGUUGUACGUUGCAAGUGCUCCGCAAGCGGGAAAAGUCUUUAUUUUCGAUUUCAUCGACAAACAAAACAAUUUUCGCACAGACAAAACAAUGAAAAUUUUUCGACAAUUCGAAUCUCAACAAGUCGGUGAAUAUUUUGGAUAUUCUCUUCUCACGGAAGACAUAAAUAACGACGGAUUACCCGACUUAUUGAUUGGCGCUCCAAUGUACAGUAGAAAUUCCUAUUUUGAAAGCGGCGCCGUUUACAUUUACAUCAAUACCGGAAAACUUUCGUUUGAACUUCAAACUGCUUUAACAAGCGAUUAUUUGUUUGGCGGGCGAUUUGGAACAGCAAUGAGCAAAUUAGGCGACAUUAAUGACGAUGGCUUUCGUGAUGUUGCAAUUGGAGCUCCAAUGGAAGGAAAUGGAGCUGUUUAUAUCUUUCAUGGAACAUCUCAGGGAUUGUCAUUAAAAGCUACUCAAAAAAUCCAACCAGAAAGUCAAGAUAUGAUAAAAUCUCCCGGAAUGCUGUUUGGACAUUCCUUAUCAAAUGGCGUCGAUAUCGAUGCAAAUGGCUACAAUGAUUUAGCGAUUGGCAGUCCAUUAGAGGAAAAAGUUUUUUUAUAUAAAACAUAUCCAGUUGUAAAAAUUUCCGCAACGCUCGAGACAAACAAGAAGGAAAUCGGGAAGAAUGAUACGCGAUUUCAGAUAACAGCGUGUUGGAGAUUGUUUGCAGCAACUGAAAUCACGCAUGACAUAGAUUUUAACGUCCUGCUAAAAGCCGACACAAAGUACAAUCGAGCCAAAUGGAUCAACAACAAUAAAUUUUACGAUUUAAACGUAACGAUAAACAAUCAAAUGCAAUGUCACGAGUUUGAUAUAGCCGUCUUCUUUAAUAUCGCGGAUAUUUUCAAACCGAUAGAAAUUGAAAUGGAAUAUCGCAUUGUCAAUCAGGCGUUAAUCAACACGAAAUUUUGCGAAAAAUGUGUUAUUUUACAGGAAAAUUCCGCACAAAGUGUUCAAACAUCUGUCGUUUACAGCACGGGAUGUAAAGCUUCCAUGUGUGUUGCUGACUUGCGAGUAAAAAGUUCUUUGAGCGGAUCAAAUUUGCCGUACAUUUUGGGAAGCACGAGAACGUUAGCAGUCAAAUAUGAAGUAGAAAAUAUUGGAGAAACAGCAUAUUUAGCUCAAAUAAAGAUAACAUUAUCCAAUAUCACGUCAUUUGCUAAAAUUCCAUCAAAUUGUCACAAAAUAGAAGAAGAUGAAAUGAUUUGUGAUUUACUAAAUGGAAAUCCGCUAUUCGCUAAACAGACAGCAAAACUGAUUGUAAAUAUUGAUACUUCUCGCCUUUCCGGCAAAAAAUUGAUGAUUCAAGCGGAAGCUUUAAGCAACGGAGAAGAGCUCAACUUCGAAGAUAACAAAAUUGUGAAUUUUGUGGAGUUGAUUGAAUACAGCGAAGUUGAAAUUCAAGGUUCUUCAACAUUGUCACAGUACGCAAUUGAAGAUUUAGAAUUAGACCCUGUUAUAACUCACGAGAUCGAGAUCACAAAUGAAGGUCCAAGCACAAUUCGAGAGCUUUCGGCGAUGUUAUUCAUUCCUACAGUGUAUUCAACAAAAACGAAAGAUGUACAAUUGUUCAACAAAAGCGACUUGUCGAUCGAAGUGCAUUACAAAGAUGCUGUUAUUCCUCUCACAUGGUAUCACGACAAUCAAUUACUUGAAGCAACGACUUUACAAACGCUCGAUGAUACGGAGAACGAUUCUGCCGACGAGUUUGAUAUGAUUGAAGAAAAAAAGAUGGGAAAUGCACUACAAUUACGAUCAAAGAGAAGCAUUUCCGGAGAAGAAAAUCCAUUGUCACACGCCAUACCUCAAAGUCAAAGUCAAAAACAGACAACAAUACUUGAUGAACUUCCGCCAAAUAGGACGAUUCAUUUCAACUGUCGCGGAAAUUACGUCGAAAAGUAUUCGUGCAUGCAAAUAUACUUUCACCUGAAUAACUUUAAAGCGAGCGCGAAGGAUGUUAUACGCGUCAAAAUUAGUUAUAUGUUACAUGUGUCAACAUUGAAUUCUGUUUUCGAUGAAAACUUGAACAUUUUCGCGAUGUAUCCGACAUUGGAGAUCAAUGCUAAUAGCGAUGAAAAUAUGAUGACGGGUUUUAAAAUAACACAAGAAAAUCUGCCAUAUACGAUAAUUUUCAAACACUUUUCCAAAGACAUCGAGUUAUGGAUCGUCAUUACUGCAGCAUUAGUCGGAUUAUUUGUUCUUAUCGUCAUGUCGCUCAUUUUGUACAAAUGUGGAUUUUUCAAACGUCAAAAGAAAGAAGAAUUGCAGAGACUGACGCAAAAUGAGAAUUAUACAAGUUACUCGAAUGACAUAGACAUCGAUGAGAAAUAUUAG
Messenger RNA from Culicoides brevitarsis, 3380 nucleotides. RefSeq names its product integrin alpha-PS3-like. Gene Ontology annotation, cellular component: external side of plasma membrane; integrin complex. Gene Ontology annotation, biological process: cell-matrix adhesion; cell adhesion mediated by integrin; cell-cell adhesion. Bases 99 to 3380 code for a protein of 1093 amino acids. Lineage: Eukaryota; Metazoa; Arthropoda; Insecta; Diptera; Ceratopogonidae. The transcript is spliced from 7 exons. The record is from RefSeq and is a predicted model, not a curated record. Gene Ontology annotation, molecular function: integrin binding.